UUCACCUUCACAUUUCAUUACCGAGCUUAAAAUUCACCAUCUUUAUUAACUUAUCACUACCCCCGUCAUUUUUGAAUGGGAGUCCCCUCCCCCGGGACUGAACAGGCGGAUUUACCGGGGUACCUUUGUCGAUAAAUCAACCAAAAUUAGUUACCCUAACCCUCCCCCCGGCCGCUAUCAGUGGAGUUUCUCCACGAGUAUUCCCUCUUUCGCCCAGUCCGGGGGAGCGAGACCGUAAAAAAUGGCCGCGUGAAAUCCUGGGGCGAGCCACUAAGAGUUCGCGCGGCCAUCGCGUCACGCACGACGGACUGAGCAAAAGAAUGACUACUACUCUAUAAUUAUAAGCGGCUGGCAGACGGGCAGAGCAUUUAUUAUGUAAUUGAGGCGGUUAAGCGUGACACAAUUGUGUUCUGUUUAUAUCAGCUUUACACAAGAAGACAAGAGACAAAGUAAUUUGAAAUUUACAAGUUGUUAAAAUGGCCUGGGAGAGCAUAAAGAACCGCAUCAAGAACACUUUCUCCAGCAUCUCCAUUAUAACGUACGUGCUCGUUGUGAUUUUCGGCACUGGUUCAUGGAUCGCAGUCAACGCACUUUGGGUUGAAUUACCCAUCAUAGUUCAAGAAAUCCCAGAAAGUUGGUCUCUGCCAUCCUACCUAACAGUUAUAAUUCAACUGGCCAACAUAGCGCCUGUGGCUUUUACUCUAGGAAAUAAAUUCUUCCCACGAAUAGUUCGCGAGAUACCGGCCAUUUACAUCAGCGUUCUCGUUGGAAUCGCAGCAUGUGCGCUUUUGGCGUUUUUCUGGAAAGAGACGAGCUUCAUUGCGGGAGCUGAGCGCAGCACCGCACUUUUGGUUCUGUGUUUCUUUCUCGCCAUGGUAAAUUGUUCUUCUUCGGUCACGUUUCUGCCAUACAUGGCCACCUUCCGAGAAGUUUACAUGAGUCCCUUUUUCGGUGGCGGAGGAUUAGGUGGACUUUUCCCUAGUCUGGUAGCUUUAGCGCAGGGUGUGGGAGGGGGGUCACACACCUCUUGUGUAAACCCCACCCUGGCUCCUAUGAGUACUACUAAUGAAACGUCAGCAAACAAUACCACCACAGGUAGCGGGGGUCCAGGGCCUAAGUUCUCUGUUGAAGUGUUCUUUUGGUUUCUGACUGGAAUGAUGGUAGCCUGUGGCUUGGCCUUUCUGGGGCUGAAUUACCUUCCUGUGGCAAAACGACAGCAGGUAGUGAAAAACAUCAAAGGUGACGAUGAAGGGGCCCAGGGAUGUGAACAAGCCAUGGAACUUGUCUGUGACGAAGAGAGGGAAAACAUUGAAAAUUCUUGUUUUCAAGAGGACCAUAUUGUUAAAAAUUUGUCCACAAGGAGCGAUGUCUUUCUGUUUGUGAUUUUAGCCUUAGUCAGUGGCUUGAGCAAUGGAGUCAUACCAGCUAUCCAGUCAUAUGCCUGCAUACCUUAUAGCUAUUACAUUUAUCAUCUAACGCUCACGCUGUCUAACAUCGCCAAUCCAGUCACCUGUUUCAUGUUUCCAUUUAUGCAAACAAUGUCAUCAGUGGUCAUAGCAGUGCUGAGUUGUGUGUACGUUGGUAUGUGUACAUACAUUAUUAUUGUCGCAUCGCAGAGUCCCAAUGUACUCUUACAAUGUGAAGAUUCUGGUGCUGUUUUGAUAGUAUUUAUCAGUGUCAGUGCUGUUGCCUUGGUAACGUACAUCAAAGUUGCAAUUGGAGGAAUAAUGCGUGAGAAAGGUCACAAACAUCUUCUGUGGUAUGGUGUGAGUCUUCAAGCAGGGUCUUGUGUAGGCGCUCUGGCGAUUUUUGCUCCAGUGAAUGUCUACCACCAAUUCAAACAAGAAUGACAAGCUUCACCUGGCUGAUGUUACAGUAAGAACACGCAAACUGUGAACAGUCUUGACAUUUUUUUUUCCUGCAUUUUUCGGUGACUACAGAAUGAUACAUUGAGGGCUCUUCGUUUGCUUUUUACUCCGUCCUCUGACUCUGAGCCUUCUUUCUAAGGUCAGGGAAAAAAUGUGCAAAGAAAGUGUUUGUGGUUUGAGUGUCCUCACUGAAAGUUUCAAAUGAAGGUUUAUUUAAAAAUAGUGAUACAUGUUUUAGGGGUUCAUGUCACAUUAGCAUGUAACAGGUGUUCUUUAAAACAUCUACAUUAGGACCUUGAAGAAACCCUGUCUGGUUGUCUGGGGCAAGCAACUUUCUUUCCUCACUCAUUGAUCAGCAAUAAGAAAGUGCUCAGGCAGGAUGUCAGCCAACUGAGGUUUAAUAAUUCUUUUAAGGCAAAAAAGUAAGUGAACAUUACUGUACCUUUCAAUAACAUAAACUCUGCUCAAUCAAUGGUGUCAUGUUUUGCUGGAGUCAAUCAUCUUUAAAAAGUGGACCUCUUAGGAAACAGAAGUUUAAUUCAACAGGUUCAAAAAGCCACAUCUGUGGGUUGCAUUUGGUAGAAUUUGAUCUAUUUUGUUUGUUUCUUUUUUACAAUUUUUGUUGGUCGUUGCCGUAAUUAUGAUUAAUGGCAGCCAAAAAUGCAAUUGCUAGUUAGGAUUUGCACUCCAGAGUUCUUGUGUUAUGGAAAGGCACCAUAAUUCAAAGGAUUUGGCAGGAGCUUAUGAACUAAUGCAAUACAAAGUACACUUCAUUUUGUCAUGAAGAUAAUGACAGUGUUGCACACGUUUACAUUUAAAUUUUAUCAAAUCAAUGCAUGCUUUUAUGCUUUCAAUGCAUACUUAUUUGUCUCUUUUAUUUAUGUUUAUAAGUGACCUCUGAACCAUUUUCGUUUUUAAUCCACAGCUACAGUGAGACAUUAUUUCAAUGUGAGACAGUGAGCAAUCACAUAUUGGAAAAUAAGAAGAGAAUUUAUAUUUAUUGUGAAGCAUGAAUUCUGAUUUUUAAUUCAAAUUAUAUAUUGCAUUUGAGAACCUGGGCAAGUGUCAGGGUAAAAGCUGGCCGGGGCAAGUGUAACACAGCUCAGAGCUGCUUGUCCAGGGAAAGCCAAACACAAUUUGUUUUUCAAACCCUGCAAACGUAAUUAUUGGUAUGCUGCAGUGACACAUCCUCUCAUGUGUGGUGAUACGCUGUGGCCACUUGCUUUGACAGUUAACACAUUCAGUGCAUUUAAGGAUUUGUUACAUCACUAUUAUGUUGUGUGUUUAACACAGGUGAGAUAAAAGAAACAUCUAGCAGUGUGUAGAAUUUUGUGGCAAAGUUUAGGUCUUAAAUAAAUAUGUGA
This is a messenger RNA of Orbicella faveolata, 3232 nucleotides long. Its product is annotated as riboflavin transporter 2-like. Lineage: Eukaryota; Metazoa; Cnidaria; Anthozoa; Scleractinia; Merulinidae. Gene Ontology annotation, cellular component: plasma membrane. Gene Ontology annotation, biological process: riboflavin transport. The record is from RefSeq and is a predicted model, not a curated record. Gene Ontology annotation, molecular function: riboflavin transmembrane transporter activity.